Messenger RNA from Artibeus jamaicensis (Jamaican fruit-eating bat), 2169 nucleotides. RefSeq names its product transcription factor SPT20 homolog. The transcript is spliced from 2 exons. Gene Ontology annotation, cellular component: SAGA complex. Gene Ontology annotation, biological process: regulation of transcription by RNA polymerase II. The record is from RefSeq and is a predicted model, not a curated record. NCBI's taxonomy places the organism in Eukaryota, Metazoa, Chordata, Mammalia, Chiroptera, Phyllostomidae. Gene Ontology annotation, molecular function: transcription coregulator activity. The coding region runs from base 1 to 2169 and encodes 722 amino acids.
AUGGAAAAAGCCUUAGAACGAGCUUUGGAUCGUGCAGAGUGUGUCAUUGAAAGUGUGCGGCAGAGUGUCCUUAAACGUAAACGGUCAUGUGGUGGGAGGAAAUCUCUCCAUGACAAACUGUAUGACCUCUAUGUCGAAGAAUGUGGAAAGGAGCCCGAGGUUACAGAGGAAUUAAUAAGCAAUGUGAACUUGUUAGAAAAGCUUGUUCAGAGGGAGUCCUUGUCCUGUUUGGUGGUCAACCUGUACCCAGGAAAGGAGGGCUAUUCGCUGAUGCUCAAGGGACCAAAUGAACCACAUUCAGAGACCAUUCGACUGCCUUAUGAAGAAAGGGCAUUUCUAGAAUAUUUAGAUGCAGAGGAAUUGCCUCCUGCAUUGGUGGAUCUCCUGGAAAAGUCCGAGCUGAACAUUUUUCACAGUGGGUGUGUCAUAGCAGAAGUUCGGGACUAUAGGCAGGGCAGUAAUGCGGUGCCCCCUGGUUACCAGAGCAGGCACGUCCUCCUCCGCCCAACGAUGCAGACGUUGGCCUGCGAUGUACAGUCCAUAAGCAGUGAUAACCAGGAAUGGACCCAGGAAGACAAACUGUUACUUGAGAGCCAGCUGAUCUUAGGUACAGCUGAACCCCUGUGUCUUGAUCCUUCUGUAUCAGUAGCCUGCACUGCAAACAGGCUGCUCUAUAACAGGCAAAAGAUGAACACUCCAGCGAUGAGAAGGAACUUCAAGAAGUAUUCCACAGCCUCCCUGAAUGUGCAGCAGGAGCCAUCUUGUAGUCUGGACCCUCACAACAAAAGGGAGGAAAGUCAAGCAGCUGAGGAAAAUGACCUCAAAAUUUCCAAGGCAGGAAAAGGUGUGGAUAUGUGGAACCAGAGACCCUGUGACUUGGCAGUCCCUUCUGAGGCAGAUGUAGAGAAAUAUGCUACUGAGGAAUGGUCUUUUGAAUGUGAUGACUCACCACUAACAGAAUGGCCAGCCUAUGGGGAAAAUGAGGAUAUUUCUCUAUUUGGAUGUGAAGCUGGUGAUCAGUCCCAGACAACAGAGCUGACCUUCAUGAACUCUCUUAAUGAUCCAUUUAUCUCAGGAAUAGAAAGUUCACCUAAAAAAGCCAGAUGUGGGACACCAGUGUCUCACGGUCACUCCUUCAAAGAUGACCAUUGCUAUAGUUUGAUGCCUGAGUCUAACAUUGACACUGGGGAAACAGACACUCUGUUCGAGGAACUGGAGCCACUGAGCUCUGAAUGUGCCAUCCAUGUGACACAGGGCUCCAGCGGCUCAGGCCCUCUGAGCCAGCUUCCUCUGCAGAAAGAAGCAGCACAGCCUCUGGCCACGUCAGUCCAGUCUUCAGUACCUGGGGAGGGAGUGCAGUGCGUCCCUCCACCCAUCAGCCUCCUCUCCAGCUCAGGAAAGAGUGCCUCAGGUAAUAACAGUUUCACUCCCCAGCAGGCAAGCCGCAUUCGCCUUCUUAAAAUGCCAUCUCCUAUCCCUGCUUCAAAGCCACCGAGUCUUCUUCAGAAAUCCUCUGUGGAAGUGAACCGUGUUAGCACACUUCCUACAGCCACCCUGUGUGCUGCCAGCUCAGCACAAACAAUUCCUGCCAGCCAGGUCAAGGCCAAGUCUGCUGGCUCCAACACCAUCGAAGUGGCAGACCCUGUUCCUGAAGCCCAGACUGUGGUGAGAAGUUUCAACCCUGGGAGGGCCUCUGUUGCUAGGGCCAGGGCUCCUGUACCAGGCAAGACCACCUGCCUGCCCUCAAGAGAUCAGUCACCAAAUACACACCCCGCUGUGCCACAGGCUCUUUCUCAGGGAGGUAUUCAGCAUCAUUUAGGAGACUUUUCGAGAUUUAGUCCUAUAGGUGUUCUCUGGGGUCCAAAAGGUUUUGACAUUUGGAAAACCCCGCCAUCACAGGAGCUGUUUUGUCAGUUGUUGCCAGCACCACACCUUCGGCAGCGCCCCACUUCUCCUCAGCAGCCGGUGUUGCAGGGUUCAAGUGUACAGGGUUUGGCCAGUCAACAAACAGCCCUAUCUGCUCACCUAACUCCCGUCAUUAACCGCAACGGGGUCGGAAGCGUUCUACAGCCCCAGAUCAUGGUGCAGUCUCAGCCCGUGAUACCAGCAGUGCAAGUGGCAUGGAACAACGUGAAUAGGGAAGAUCGAGUGAAGGAGACUCAUUCUUGA